Molecule: messenger RNA, 1981 nt
Organism: Topomyia yanbarensis
Lineage: Eukaryota; Metazoa; Arthropoda; Insecta; Diptera; Culicidae
Gene: b6
Exons: 6
Coding region: 185-1813 (542 amino acids)
Source: RefSeq, a predicted model, not a curated record
UUUUAUAAAUCAGUCGCGCUCGACACUUCCAUUCUCGCAGACGCCGUCAAAUAGCAGCUAAACCAGAGAACCGCGAGUGCUUUGUGCUCAUAACUUGAGUUAUAUGCAGCUGAAAGUGUAUCGUGUAGUUCUGCAAAACCAGUUUGUUCGAUGAAAUACUAGUAAUUACCAAUUUAUUUAUAUAAUGUCACCAUACUACGAGAAACCAUUAACCGUGAUCAUUUUGGUGUUACAAAAUAUCAUUGUGCGUGGGACACUAGCUUCCGCAAACUUGUCUAAAUCAAUGGAACAUGUUGCCAUCAAACGUUCCUCUGUGUAUUAUGAUGGGGUAUUUUUGACUGAAGAAAAAUUAUCACCGAAAGCUCCUAGCUUUGACUUUUCAGCCAGUGGCGUGGAAAAAUACUUCAACCCUGAUGGGCUACUGAAUGCACGGUACUUUGCAAAUAUUCACAGCACAGAUAUCAAGUGCAGCGUGGAUAAAAUUGCUUUCAACCAUGAAGGUAUCGUCAGCUAUGAACAAAACUUGCCAUCAUUGCAACAACUAACUUUAUGUGCAUGGAUGCGUUUUACCAAUCACUCCGGCGAUCAUACCAUCAUUACAUAUGCAGUUCAAAAUGAACCACGUGAAAUUCAGUUGUGGAUUGCCAAUACGCCGGGCAUGAGUUUCAUAAGUUUAGCAAUACACGGACAAUCGCUAUUCAGACUCAACUACCCAUUCAAGAUACGCCACUGGCAUCAUGUAUGCGCUUCAUGGAAUGGAAAAACUGGUGAGUGGCAACUAUGGAUUAAGGCAGAAAGAGUGGGUCGCGGAUUUCACAACCGUCUUGUAGAAUACGAAAUAAAACCAAACGGCAAGCUAUACUCCGGAGGUUCAUCAGUAACUGGUCCUACUGAUACAGAUUUACACUUCGAACUGACAAUGGUGCAAAUUUAUAAAGUUGCGCUGAGUGCUGGAAAAGCACAUCGUGACCAUAAGCACCACCACGUUCAUCAUUUUGAUCACAAUGGAAGAGAGUUAACACCUGCUACACCAAAAGCAUCAUCGCAGUCUCUUGUCAUACCAGCAAAUCCCUUGCUAGCCAAUGGACAGAUACCAACACGAUUUAAAAUCAACCUAGCCGAUGGACAAACUCAUCAAAGUACGGGCAAUUUAGGACUACCAGUGAAAGGUGUGCCAUCUCAAUUAGUUGGAGGAUUUGUGCCUUCCAAUGCUGCAACUAUUACGACACAAUUUGUUAGUGGUCAAUUUCAUGUUGGCGAACGAAAUCUUCAACGGCAACUAGCGAUUGGAAAUAUACUCGACAAAUCAAAAACAAAUGCUGGUGAAAAACAAAUAACUAGUGAUAGGAUUGUCUUCCCCGUGGAAGUGGGGGAAAUAAUUUCCGAGUCUUUUAAUGAUCUGAAUAAUCCCGCAAACGCUCAAAUCAUCGAUAAGACAAACCAACAAAAGUAUUUUAAACGUGAAUCAAACUCAAAAAAAAAAGUGCUAAAACGUGGGUUGCUGUUUUUAAAAGAUGGUACAAUUCUUAAUGAGAAUCCUGCCAAAAAUAGCGAAUAUAAGAUCAAUGGGCUGGCCGAAUUUGGCUUGCCCAAUUUUAAGAAUAAGCUUGGUAAGGAAACAGACAUCGAGGGUGAAAUUCGAGAGCAUGACAGUGAACCAGCCGAGGGAGAAGUUAGUGCUAUAAUGAAUGUAUGCACAAAAUGUGAUGAAGAGCCGUUCACUAAAGCAAUUGUGUUUGCAUGGAAUGACUUGAGGGUGCACAUGGCUCAUGCACUAAGAGCUAAGGCAUCAGUAAUUUGCGGACAAUUUUGAGUGAGCAGUUUCUUGUCAUUGUAGAAAGUAAAUAAUUUCGCUGUUUUUGGAACAAACUUUAAUCCGAAUUGUUUGCGUCCCCUUUACCCACGUCAGGUAAUUUUACAUUACAUAGGUAAUCAAAUGUAAUUUUUAAAUUAACUCAAAGAAUAAACAAUAAUCUUAGAA